Molecule: messenger RNA, 1011 nt
Organism: Ficedula albicollis (Collared flycatcher)
Lineage: Eukaryota; Metazoa; Chordata; Aves; Passeriformes; Muscicapidae
Product: avidin-like
Exons: 5
Coding region: 316-891 (191 amino acids)
Molecular function (GO): biotin binding
Source: RefSeq, a predicted model, not a curated record
AUCCCUAUCCCUGUUCCCGUCCCCAUCCACGUGCACAUGCCUCACUCCUCAUCCUUCUCCCCGUCCCCACGCCAAUUCCCGAUCCCAUCCCACCACAACCUACAGCCCCUUCCUGUCUUCACCCCCAGCCCUGUGCCCAUCCCCUGUUCACACACCUGUUCCCGUCCCUGUCUCCUUUCCCUUCCUCUUUCCAGUACCAGUCCCUCCCUCAGAUACCGCCCGGGGCUUUCCCGGAAAGCAGCGGCGGAGUCGAAGAAUAAAAGUCUGUGAGUCACGGGCAUUCGCUGCCGCCGCUGCAUCCCGAGCUGCACCCCGAUGAGCCGCCGCGUCCUCUCCGUUCUCGCCGUGCCUGCAGGGGUGUGCCUGGCCGCGGCCGCGGUGGGCUUCCAGCCCCUCUGCCAGGAAGCUGAGCAACCUGGGGAGAAAAAGGCCAGUGAGAAAGAGGAAAAGGCAACCAAAAGCAGGUGGUCUCUGAGCAGUCUGGUGAAAGGCACAAGGGAUACCAAGACGUGCAACCUGACGGGCUGGUGGAAGAAUGAUCUGGGCUCCAAGAUGCAAGUGUUCGAGGUUGGCACCGACGGAACGUUCUCUGGUGAGUACCACACCGCCGUGUCAAGCGCCAAGAAACCCAUCCAGGCAUCUCCACUGGCUGGCUCCCAGCAUCUGGAUGACGAUGGACAGUGCACCUUCGGCUUCACUGUCAACUGGAAGAAGUUUUCAGCCACCACUGCUUUAGACUCCACAGCUGUCUUCGUGGGCCAGUGCUUCAAUGGGGAUGAUGGGAAGGAGGUCCUGCACACCUCCUGGUUGCUUCGGGAGAAAGUUGACUCGGAGUCAGAUGACUGGAAAGCCACCAGGACCGGCCGCAACACCUUCACUCGAAUGGGCUGAAAGGAGGGAGAAGAACCUUAUUCUGGACACAGUUGUGAACCACGAGUCCCCUCAGCAGGAUCAGAGUUUCCAGCUCUGGAGGGAGAUGUGGCAAAAUACACCAAAUAAAAUUAAAGAUAU